AUGCUGACAGCUAGAUCAGAUGGCUUCAAACUUCCUCCUUUCGUUCUUCUUCCCCGUAAAAGGCCUAUACCAGAAAUUGAAAAACUUUUUAAAAAUAAAUUGAAACUUGUUUGGUGCGGAAAAAAUUGGAUGGACAAUGAACUGAUAUCAAAAUACCUGGAGGAGGUUUUAUAUAUAUAUAUAUAA
Messenger RNA from Meloidogyne enterolobii, 186 nucleotides. NCBI's taxonomy places the organism in Eukaryota, Metazoa, Nematoda, Chromadorea, Rhabditida, Meloidogynidae. The record is from the annotation of a GenBank genome assembly.